This is a messenger RNA of Plasmodium fragile, 2763 nucleotides long. RefSeq lists its product as uncharacterized. Lineage: Eukaryota; Apicomplexa; Aconoidasida; Haemosporida; Plasmodiidae. Bases 1 to 2763 code for a protein of 920 amino acids. The transcript has 3 exons. The record is from RefSeq and is a predicted model, not a curated record.
AUGAACAGCUACAAGAAACACUCCUUGUCGUUCUACGUCCUGGACGCAGCUGCAUGCGGCGGGGAUUUUUCCUCGCUGUGGAGAGACUUGGAGUUCGCCCCCAGGGAGGACAUCGUCAUUAUAAGCAUAAAGAAUGACUCGAGGAACGACAACCACCUUAGGAGGGCCAUCAAGGCAAAGUUAGAGCAACGCUCAUGUCGGCAUGGUGAACACAUGUUCUGUGAUGCGCAGAACCACUACGAAGUGGUGGACCCAAAUUUCCAAUUUGAAGGAAACUCAUUUAUCCUUAUGGUUAGAAAAGAGCUGCGCAACGACAUCCGGCAAGUGCAAUGCAAAAGUGUGAAGUUACGCAUGAGGAGGUGUCAUGGGAAGAGCUACUUCAAGACUAUGAGGCACUACUUCGAUCAUUUCAUAACGCACACGCCCCCACUUGGGGGGGACAACAGCUUAGAACAAGUGGGGAUGGCGAAGAGGAUGGUGAAGAGGGUGCCGAAGCGGAGCGGAGCGAGUCAGGCGACGCCCCGCCAUUCGCUCAGACGAGCCCGGUGCCGUAGUGAAGGGACGAAUGGGUGUGUUGACAUGGAAGAGCAGGGGGACAGAAAGGGGAAGAAGAAAAGGCACGACGACAACGUUGUGACUUAUAUCACAUUUACUUUUACGGGUGUCACUCUUUGCGUUUGUCUGUCCAACUUUGAUUUGGAAAAGCAUGUGGAGCGGUGCGAGUACUACAGGUGUUUGCUCGGCGGAGGGACGCGGGGUGGCUCGAUACAACGUGGCUACCUCCCAACCGAGACAAGAAGCAACUACGCUCAAGUGUUCCUGGAGAACUACCGCCUGUGCUGCAAGCAAAUGUAUAACCAUUUCACAAGUAGCAUAUUGUUUGAAACCGAAAAGGAAGACCUUCACCUGUUUAACAUGGACAUUGUGAUUUUACAGGGUUUCAACCAGUUGAUUCUUUUUAACCACUUAGGAGAGAGUAACCUAAAUAACGACUCCCUCAUUUGGGGUAACAAUUUUGCCAUUUUAAAUAAGAGUGAAAAAAAUUUGUUACAAAAAAAAUCCUAUUUUACCUUAACAUGUUCAGGCAAAAAUACUGAAUUUGUUUCCUUUGGCUUUAAAUUUUGUUGCGAUUUGUUUUCCCAAAUGGAGGUUAGCAUUGUUGAUGAUUUUUUUUUGUCACAUAAUGGGGAGGCCAAUCGGGGGGAAGCAGGACACAUGCACAUUGGGGUGAAGCCGGAAGUUCUAGAGUUGGGUCCAGUCUACACGUACCAGGUGUGUCAAGCAAGCUUCCAAUUGGACUAUGUGCAUGCAGGGGGUGGUAUGGGCCAGGAUUGUGAAAAGGGAGGAGAUCACCUCUCCUUCUCCAUCUUAUGCUUCGACCCAAGGAGCCAGUCUACUAUCCCAAUCAACCUCUACUCAUACCUCCACUUGAAGAAGAAUUCCAUUUUCAAGUACCUCGAGGAGAACGUUCGUUUUGGGCACAGCCAGUUGAGGGGAAAGAGAAAGGGAUGUUGUCCCUCACCUGCUGACGAACAAAACAGCGUUGACAUGGUCAGGCACGUGUAUGUACAUCCCCACAAAGGAAUUGUAAAACAAAAUGAACAGAAGAAAAUUAAACUUAAUAUUUAUGUGGACCACAUGUUAAAAAAGGGUGAAAUGGUAAAGGGGUCUUUUAUUUUGAUAAUUCGUUUUCACAAAUGUGGGAAGGACAUUAAACAGAUUUUUUUUACGUGCAGGUAUUCCCUCGUGGACAACAUCGUCAGUGCACUUGUUCAAGACAAACACCCAUUGGUGAGAACACCAUGGAGUAAUCGCUCCACAAGGAGGGAUAGGAGUGCAUGUAUUAAAAAAUGCACCACGGUGAAGACAAAUAUGAGCUUGCACAAUAGGGAUAAACGACACGGCUUGCGGAAUUGCAAACUGACCAAACGGUUGAACGUGGAGGAGGAGGAAAAAAGGGGGAGACGACCCUUCCUCCCAGUGAAUAUCACCAAGUUCGUUUUGUAUUCCUUCUUUGCGAUCGAUCGGUAUGAACAGGAGUUGCUCAGCGGUGUGGCCAAUCAUCCCCCAGAAGGGAUCCUUCCCUCGCAGGAAGAAGAUCAACCCUUGUAUCCGCUGGGGUUGUCUAACCUACGGACAGACCAUCUAGUGUACUGCUUCAUCCCCACCUCCUCCCUCCAAGGAGAAGAGAAAAAAGGAGUUGAAUGUAACCUUAAUUAUAAUUGGAAGAAACAUUUUUUCUGUGUACAGUACCCAUAUCAGUACAUUGAGGAGAAUUUUUUCCUCCAGAGUCGUAUCCUUCAAAUGAAUUUAAGGAGGCAACAUGUGGAGGGGGUACCUCUGGAGGUUCAUUACUUAGUGGGGAAACUUCAAAACAACGGUAAGGUAGAAAAACCCAUUUGUGUAGGAUCCAUUUUGUUUCUGUGGGAAGAACUCUUCAAGGUGUUAUCCCCUCCACUGGGUACCUUUGCGAAAAUGACUCAAAUGAUUAUCCGCAUUUAUAACAAGCCCAAAUUAAAACAGAAAAGAAAAAUGAAUUUAAUAUUUCGCAUCAUUGUUAAAAAAUCUCCGUCUCUGUUAUACAAAAAUAUUUUUUUAAUUCUCUUAUCCUUUUUGAAGAAGCUCUAUUUUUAUUUGCUUUUCCUGCAUGCCUUCCACUUCUUCCACGUCUCCUUCCUCAGCUAUGUAACACAUUUUUACCUAACUUUUAUGGACCACCAAAUCGGCCUCGACUUGGUGCACCACCUGCUAUUCAAUGGGUAG